Molecule: messenger RNA, 2953 nt
Organism: Cimex lectularius (bed bug)
Lineage: Eukaryota; Metazoa; Arthropoda; Insecta; Hemiptera; Cimicidae
Product: DDB1- and CUL4-associated factor 6-like
Exons: 17
Coding region: 177-2591 (804 amino acids)
Biological process (GO): positive regulation of transcription by RNA polymerase II
Cellular component (GO): cytoplasm; Cul4-RING E3 ubiquitin ligase complex
Molecular function (GO): protein binding
Source: RefSeq, a predicted model, not a curated record
CUGAGGAAAGUGAAACAGUCGUCUCUCCGACAGCUGAUGAGUUCCAGUCUCAGUCGGUUCAGGCAAGGGUCGAAGGAAGAAAGUUCCUCGCCGUUAUUUUAAUGUUUCAUUCGCAGUAGUUUUCGUUUGACGAGCCAAGGCUCUCGUCCUCAGAAGAAAGCAGUCGACUCGCUAUUAUGGGAAGAAGGAAAGAAGGAGUCAGCGUUUUCCGCGACAUCGUCAGACAGCAGUACGACGACUCGACCAGGUUCAGGCUUUAUAAAAGUGUCAAAGGAAGUCAAGAUUGGGUUCAAAGGCUCGGGUUUCUGAAAUCACUGCCGAUACAUGCUGGUUGUGUCAACUGUAUAUGCUGGAACGAUAAAGGGGACAAAUUAUUAUCGGGGUCUGAUGAUCAGCAUCUCAUUGUAACAAACCCCUACAAUUACGAAAUUGUUAGCAACUACAAGAGUAGUCACAGGGCUAACAUAUUUAGUGCAAAAUUUUUACCUUUCACUUGUGAUACUGGGAUUGUUUCAUGUUCUGGAGAUGGCAUGAUUCUGUAUUCAGAUUUGAGUCGGAUUGAGGAAACACAUAAUAAUAUAUUUAACUGUCACAUCGGCACCACUUAUGAAAUAGCUACAAUACCCGAUGACCCCAAUUCGUUUCUUAGCUGUGGCGAAGACUGCACUGUCCGUUGUUUUGAUCUUAGAACUAAAGAGAAAUGUAAUAAAACAAGGUGUACUGAUGAUGUGAUAAUUUCUUGCCAAAGAGCUGUUACAGCCGUCGUUGUAAAUAGUAUAAAUCCUUAUCAGCUUGCGAUCGGUUGUUCAGAUAGUUCAGUAAGAAUUUAUGAUAGAAGGAUGCUUGCUAUGUACUCAGGAUAUUCUGCGACACCUUUUGUGUCAUAUAUUGCACCGGGUAUGGAAGGACGAUCCUACCGCAUAACUUCUUUAAGUUUCUCGCCGAAUGGUUCUGAUAUUUUAGUUAGUUAUUCAUCAGAGCAUCUGUAUCUUUUUGGUAUUAAUAAUAGCAAAGUUACCACACUCAGUCCAGAAGAAUCGUUAGAAGAUAUGUCAGAAACUUGUCCAGAGAACGGUUCAUCAGAUACAAACUCCUCACGAGUCGUAACGGUCAGACGAUUGAGAUUAAGAGGUGACUGGUCAGACACUGGACCAGAUGCUCGACCCCAAAAUGAAUGUUUAACAGGCGGAGCCCAAGCCAGGCCAACUCUCCAUGGAACUCUGAUGCAGAGGAUGACAGAUGUCUUGUCAAGAAUGUUAAAUGACCCAGCUACUAGAGCAGCAUUGAGUCAUGGAGGGGAAGAUUCGCUACCAGAAACGGUAGAUCAUCAUUCUUCAUCACAAAGUGAGCCAUCACAAGGUGAAAAUCCAGAAAAUGUUCCGUCCGCCCCUCCAGUGGAAGAUGUCCAGCCAUCUCUUCCAUCAGAAUUGUCUCGUAAUCAAGACAACCCCUGUAGCAGUAAUUCACUUGAUGUCGAUUCAAUUAAUGGGCCAAGUACAAGUGCUCAAAAAGAAAACGAUCCGUUAGAUCUACCUCUUCCAUCUUUUAGUUCUACCUACUCUUCAUUUGUUAAGCCACCUACUGAAGAGCCCCCCUCUCUGGAAACACCAUUACACGAAGAGCCCCUUGAGCAAACUGACGAGACGAAGAUGCAAGAAGAUUCUCCACAUCCUUCUACCUCAACCGGCGCCCCUUCGUCUGAUCUCAAUGAAUUAUCAUCAAUGUGUCAUGGGUUUGUUGAAAAGCAUGGAAAGGAACCAAUGUUGAAUUUAACUUAUUCAGAUGUCGGUUCUACUGCAUCAUGUAUAUCGGUUUUUGUCCGAGAUGAAGUCCCAGGAAAUUCUGCGAGUGAUUCUUCUAGUCAAGAUACAUUGUUACAAGAUACUUCUCAAAACAAUGAUUCUCACGAAUGCCAUUGCCCCCACGAGCCGGUUGCUUCCCCUGAAGCAAUGGAAACUCGAUCUUCUGAAGUUGAUGAUAUAACAGAAGACGAUUCGGACGACGAUCUCACCCCAGUAAUGCGAACCGAAUGCCGUCUGGUCCAUCCUAUUGAAAAACACAUGGAUGAAGCGAUCAAAAACGCGAGAGGAGAAAUGGGUUCUAAUGACGAUUCGGUCAAAACAAGACGGUCUUUCUUUAAACAAAAGUAUAUAGGUCAUAGAAAUGCAAGGUUCUUUUGCAGGACUAUGAUCAAAGAAGCUACUUUUUGGGGCGACAAUUACGUCAUAUCCGGCUCGGACUGUGGCCAUGUAUUUAUGUGGGAGAAAGAUACGGCCAAGCUCAAAAUGCUACUCGAAGCAGAUCAGCACGUUGUCAAUUGUGUCCAGCCCCAUCCAUACUUGCCGAUGUUGGCCACUUCUGGCAUUGAUUAUGAUGUGAAACUUUGGGCUCCAGUAAAAGAGGCGCCUUCUUUUGACUCAAACAUGGCUGAAGAGUUGAUGAAGCGAAACGCUAUAAUGCUCGAAGAAACCAAGGACACUAUAACUGUGCCGGCAUCUUUUAUGAUUCGAAUGCUGGCCUGCCUUAAUCAGCUAAGGAGAGGUGGUAGAGCGCGGCAUCAGAGACAUGAGCCAACCGCCAAUAGUGAUUAAUUCAUAUCAUUACAAAACAAAAAAGCAAACAAGAAUAACUUUUUUUUCCAAUAAUGGUCGGGUUGUUUAAAGUAUCAUAGGAGAGGACUCUUGCUUUGUAUUACUUUUUGGAAUAUAAUUUUCUCCUGUUUUAUAUCUCAAUGCUAAAUAAAUAGGGAACCGGAGUAAAGUAUAAUGCCAAAAAAAGCUACCUUUCCUGCGAUAUUUUUGUAUGUAAAAAAGAAAAAUUUUAUUUAUUGAACAAUUGCUAUUAUGGAAUUUCUUGUAGAUAUAAUAUUGACACAAACAAAAUUAAGUAAAAACACAAAAAUCUUGUACAAAUAUGAUACAAUAUUGUAUAUAAUAAAUCCCCUUUUUUAAAA